UAGUCCAGAAGCAGAGGUGCUGGUGACCGCCUCAGGAAAUAGCCCUAAGACAGGUGGCCUUAAAGUGACUGGCUGGCUUCAGCCCAGCUGGUGGCUGCUCUCUGAGAAGCAGAGACCUUGAGCACAUCUUGGCCCACAGGCAGCCCCAUGAAGAGCCCUGUCUCCACCUUGCCCUUCCCUACCGAGACUCUCCAGCAGGGACUCUGGCCUGCUGGGCUGCCACGGUAAAGCAGUGCCCCUGGGAAGGCGGUGCCAUCUGCCUGAUUUCGCUGGACUUUAGCCAUCUCCAGAACCCCACCUGAUGUCCCGGGACCCCACUCUUCAAGAAAGGGACAUUCCUGGAGGCAGAAAUGUAGCCCAGCUCCGAAUGAGGCCCCAAAAGAUGGGAGAUGCAGAAGCCCCUUUGGGAGGAGAGGACACCUGGGCAACCCUUGACCCCCUUUCCCACCCCCACCUCCAGGUUGGGAGCACGUUCCUGCACGUGGCUAUGCUGUGGGGCCUCUCUCAUGAGUCAGAGCGGAGGGAGACAGCUGUGCCUCUGGAGUCUGCUUUUAAUUGUCUGGAAAUGCAGAGAUGUCUGGUUUUUGCCUGAGCAAAAUAGGAGUUUAUUUUUGUACUAUCCCGAGCUGGCUAAGGAGAGUCACGUAGCUGUGGGCGGGGUCUUGGGGAUGAGGAGGGGUGCAGCAGGCAGGGACUAUGCUGAAGUGGAGCUGGCUGUAGGAACCCCAGGGAGGCACAGGGGGAGCGUGGAGAGGAGCUACGCUUCCCUCCCUUAGUGCCCGGUCAGAAACUCCCAGGGCGCUUCACAGAACCUUGGAGGAACAUUCAACACCCCCAUCUCUAGGACAGCCCCAGCCCUGUCAUCCUCCAAUUGCUAUGGUAACACGAGCACUGGAGCAGUGAGAUUGUUAGGCCUUCAGGGCCAGUGUCUCCAUGCAGAUCAGAUGGAGGCGGUGCCUGGCACAUAUACCACCUCACUGCCCAUGCCCACAGAAGAUGGUGCAGAUCAUAGGUGGCUUUUGGGGCUAACUGAUUGAAGUUCCAGCAUAGUCUGUUUCUCCUAGGCUGGCAGCUGGCGCCUUUAGCCCCAUGUGUUUUUAAAUUAUUUUUUCUUUUGAGACGGAAUCUCGCUCUGUCACCCAGGCUGAAGUGCAGUAGUGCAAUCUCAGCUCACUGCAGCCUCUGCCUCCCGGGUUCAAGCGAUUCUCCUGCCUCAGCCUCCCGAGUAGCCAGGAUUAAAGGUGCCUGCCGCCACACCUGGCUAAUUUUUGUAUUUUUAAUAGAGACGGGGUUUCACCAUGUUAGCCAGGCUGGUCUCAAACUCCUGACCUCAGGUGAUCUUCCUGUCUCGGCCUCCCAAAGUGCUGGGAUUACAGGUGUGAGCCACUGCGCCCGGUCAUCCCCAUGUGUUUGGGUGGCCUUGGCUGCUGAUGGGUGGGAUGAGCCCCAGGAGGAAGUUGGGACAAGUCAACCUCAUGGCAGAUGUGCCAGGGAGAGCUGCAGGUGAGAUAGAUUGUUCCUAUCCAGCUCUCCUUGAUGUGGGAGGACUCAGUACCUCCAGCACACCCUUCUCACGGAGGUUGGUUAUGUGGUACUUGGCCUUAAGUGAACCAGCACUUCAUGAGUCCAGCUUUGUACUAGACCAGCACUUGGGAUUGAAGGGGUCAGCGGCCACCCUCGGGGGACCUUCUGACUCAGAGGACAUGAGAUGGCCACACUCGAGCACUGUGUUCCUGACCUUUCUGGGUCACAGGUCACCUUGAUGAUUGGAUGAAAGUCUUAGAUCUUCUUUCCAGAGAAAAGCCUACAACAUUCUACUGAACCAAUCCAGAGGGUUCCCGGACCCCCGAAGCCCACCCACGGGCUGGCUCUGGGAGGCAAUGGCGCUGAGUAUGGGGGCGUGAGUUGAAUAUGCGGGCUGCCAGUGGGUGGAGAGAGUGCUUCCAGCAGCUUGUCUGCUGCACUAGGGAUGCCUGUUCUUACGGGGAAUCCCAGGCUGGGAGAGGGAGCGCCCUGCGGGAAGGCCAGCAGGAGGGGCAUCUCAAAGCGUAUGGCCCUUAUCUCAGCAGAGAAGGAGGGUGCCCACGAAGUCCCCAGAGGCUCAGGCUCAUACCUGGGUGGGGCUGGCCCACGCGAGAAUGUGGUAAAGCUUCGCCUUGUCCUCGUUCUGUCUGCCCAUAUCUGGCAGUGGCUUCUCCCAGAGGAAUAUCCUCCAGGGGCUUUUGCCUGGAAAGGCACUGGAUGGGCUGACUAGCCUCAGCCUCCACCUGAGGUAAACAGCUUCAGCCAUUGACCAAGAAACACCCAGAAUUGAGCCUCUGCAUACUGGGGGCCUGUGGUGUGUCGCUGAGAGGUUGCAAGAGGUUGGGCUGUGUAGAAGCUUUUGCCCUCACUCUGGCUUUGCCUUCUGCCUUGCUCCUCAUCUGGAAACAUCACAGGGGCAGCUGACUGAGCCAUCCUCAGAGGCUAGGAACAAGCUAGAGGACCAAGCGAGGCGAGGGGAACCACGCCAUGCCACUGGGCUAGCCUGGCCUGCUCCUGUGUUGAUGGACGUAGAUCAGGGAGAUGCUUAUAUAAUAAACCAUUGCGCCCCCCUCUAGCCUGUGGUCUCUGAACUAGGAAGCCACAGGCAUGAGCUGUCGCCUGCGGAGUUCCUCAGCCUGCCCAUCCGGCCUCUUUCCCUGCAGAUCUCUCGCAUGGCUCCCCACAGAUGGUACGGAGGGAUAUCGGGCUGUCGGUGACGCACAGGUUCUCCACCAAGUCCUGGCUGUCACAGGUCUGCCACGUGUGCCAGAAGACCAUGAUAUUUGGAGUGAAGUGCAAGCAUUGCAGGUUGAAAUGUCACAACAAAUGUACCAAAGAAGCCCCUGCCUGUAGAAUAUCCUUCCUGCCAUUAACUCGGCUUCGGAGGACAGAAUCUGUCCCCUCAGACAUCAACAACCCGGUGGACAGAGCAGCCGAACCCCAUUUUGGAACCCUCCCCAAAGCACUGACAAAGAAGGAGCACCCUCCGGCCAUGAAUCACCUGGACUCCAGCAGCAACCCGUCCUCCACCACCUCCUCCACACCCUCCUCACCGGCGCCCUUCCCGACAUCAUCCAACCCAUCCAGCGCCACCACGCCCCCCAACCCCUCACCUGGCCAGCGGGACAGCAGGUUCAACUUCCCAGACAUUUCGGCCUUUGCACAGGCAGCCCCGCCCCCUGAAGCUGCCGACGGUACCCGGCUCGAUGACCAGCCGAAAGCAAAUGUGUUGGAGGCUCACGAAGCAGAGGCUGAGGAGCCAGAGGCUGGCAAGUCAGAGGCAGAAGAUGACGAGGACGAAGUGGACGACUUGCCCAGCUCUCGCCGGCCCUGGCGGGGCCCCAUCUCUCGCAAGGCCAGCCAGACCAGCGUGUACCUGCAGGAGUGGGACAUCCCCUUCGAGCAGGUAGAGCUGGGCGAGCCCAUCGGGCAGGGCCGCUGGGGCCGGGUGCACCGCGGCCGCUGGCAUGGCGAGGUGGCCAUUCGCCUGCUGGAGAUGGACGGCCACAACCAGGACCACCUGAAGCUCUUCAAGAAAGAGGUGAUGAACUAUCGGCAGACGCGGCAUGAGAAUGUGGUGCUCUUCAUGGGGGCCUGCAUGAACCCGCCCCACCUGGCCAUUAUCACCAGCUUCUGCAAGGGGCGGACGUUGCACUCCUUUGUGAGGGACCCCAAGACGUCUCUGGACAUCAACAAGACGAGGCAAAUCGCUCAGGAGAUCAUCAAGGGCAUGGGAUAUCUUCAUGCCAAGGGUAUCGUACACAAAGAUCUCAAAUCUAAGAACGUCUUCUAUGACAACGGCAAGGUGGUCAUCACAGACUUCGGGCUGUUUGGGAUCUCAGGCGUGGUCCGAGAGGGACGGCGGGAGAACCAGCUAAAGCUGUCCCACGACUGGCUGUGCUAUCUGGCCCCUGAGAUCGUACGCGAGAUGACCCCUGGGAAGGACGAGGAUCAGCUGCCAUUCUCCAAAGCUGCUGAUGUCUAUGCAUUUGGGACUGUUUGGUAUGAGCUGCAAGCAAGAGACUGGCCCUUGAAGAACCAGGCUGCGGAGGCAUCCAUCUGGCAGAUUGGAAGCGGGGAAGGAAUGAAGCGUGUCCUGACUUCUGUCACCCUGGGGAAGGAAGUCAGUGAGAUCCUGUCGGCCUGCUGGGCUUUCGACCUGCAGGAGAGACCCAGCUUCAGCCUGCUGAUGGACAUGCUGGAGAAACUUCCCAAGCUGAACCGGCGGCUCUCCCAUCCUGGACACUUCUGGAAGUCAGCUGACAUUAACAGCAGCAAAGUUGUACCCCGGUUUGAAAGGUUUGGCUUGGGUGUCCUGGAGUCCAGUAAUCCAAAGAUGUAGCCAGCCAUGUGGUUUUUCGCUGCUGAUCUCUUUCUUUUUAAAAUGUGUUUCUGAAACAUCCAAGCAACCACCACGACAAAAAAGCACUGCCUGCCCAGCGCUGCAAACCAGGAGCACGCGUCCUAGAUUCAGACUGUUCGCCAUAAACCCCACUCGGGAGAUGGAGCUGCACCUGCUAUUUCUUAAAAUGACACCACCAACAACCAAACCUGUCGUGACAGACAGCAAAUGUUUACACGUAUAUUUCUCCUGAGUGAACCUGAUGUUUUACAGUAGGUAAUGAUAAAAACAGUCCAUGCAUAGAUGCACUGGCACUGACGGCCAGGAUGGCGGAAAUGGCCGUGCCCUCUAGAGGACCUUGUAGGCGGUGAGGGACCCAUGCUGGGCCAGAAGGAAGACAAACAUGGUGAUUGCAGCUGUUCUUGGGGUAGAGCGGGGAGCCCAGAAGGUCUGACCUGGCCUCUGCUUUUUGGCCCAAGACGCUAUCAGGGGAAUCUCUAUCUAGGGCUCUCCCCUUGUCCUUUCAAAGGGAUACUGCCCCUUCCUCAUCUUGCAGAGGAAACCUUGGCUAGGAACUGAGCUAGUUUAUGGAGUCUGGAGUUCCUGGAGAGCUUGGGUUCACCUUCUCACCCCUGUAAUCCAGGCUGCUCCUGCCGGAAAAGUAGAAACAGAAUCCAAAAAAGGUCUGGACUCACCCGGUGGUUCCCAGCCAGGGUUUCUGCUACAAGGUGAGGAAACAUCCAUGGCUUGUACAGAUGUGAGUCUUUGAUGAAGCCCCCAGGCAGGCACCAAGGUGAUGGGACUCAGGGCCUUGGCUUUUAGAUACAUCCCAGUCCCUGACUGACAUCUGACCGUGAGGGCUGGAUGGGUGGGAACAAGGAGGAUGGAGGAAGGAGGAGGAGUAGAUGACAAAGGUACCUGAGCCCCCUUCCUAGCCACAGGGUGACCCUAGCACUGUAAAAACCCUUAGUCAUGCCAGAAGGUUCUCGAACUGCCCACCUCUUCCAUUUCAGUCCUGCUGAAACCCCUUAGCCCAUUUCCGACUCCUCAGUCCGUGCUCUGAGCUCAGCUGGGCGGUGUGUGGCCUAUCACCCCUUUCAUUUAGACCUACCUGGCUGGCCCCCAUCUGCAGAGCCUUCCUUAGCACCAUUAGGCCUUCUACUUGUGUCCAUUUGAAGCAGGAGGGGCUGGAUUUGGAAAAGUCUUUGACGUGAGAGCACCACGCUUGUCUUCGUUAGAAACUCUCACCUGCAGAGAAAAGUUCCAGAUGGCAAGGGAGCCCUUAAGUGGAGAUUAGGUUGCAUUAGACUCCAAAACCAGAAAGGAAAAAGGGUGAUGGGGUGGAGACGUGAUUGGAUUCAGGCCCAGAACCUGUGACCAUGCUCUGAGCUCAGACUUGGGGAGGGAGGGGUGUGGCUCCCACCCCUUCCGUUGAAGACCUGCCUAGCAGAGCCCCAGUCUCCAGCCCUUUCCCUAGCACCAGAGUCUGGUCAAAAUGCCACAGAAAAUGAGCUGCUCUGCCAGCAAGCUGUGGAGCUGCCUCCUGUCCAGGCCUGGCAUCCCUUGGUCAGCCCCUCCUUGGAGGGCACAGCCGUAUUACAGUGCCAGUGUGCCUGGCCAUCAGCAUCUUCACCCUUCCCAGUCUGUGUGGGGAGGCUGUAAACCAUGUGGAUUCAGCGCUGCGUGGAGUUUCUGUGCUGUGGUGGGACUGCUCAUUUUGCCCCAUCAUCCCUUUGGCCUCCCACACACCUGCCCCUUCCCAGGGUUCACGUGUGUCUCCAGCCUUUCACCUUUCUGUUGCAAUGGUGGUCUUUGUCCAGGCAAGAGCAGGCCCGAUGGAUGUACUGGUGAGCCCCACAGUUGGACGUCAGCUCAGCCGUCCAACUGGGAGGAAAAGUAGGCUCAGUUCCUCCCCAACCCCUGACACCAGGCCGCAGUGGGCAUGCACAGGCCCACAGAAAGUCAGUCUGGGUUUUGCUUUUUCUCGUGAGCAUCACAGUUAAAGAAGCACUCAUUGAGCAACUACAGUGCACUUGGUCUUCUGCAAGUGCUGGGCACCUAGAGAUAGGAACGGUCAUGGUCCCUGCUCUUAAGGAACUGAUAACCUGGUGGGGCCCUGUUAUCUUCAAGGAACCCAGAAGGCACUGGGCCCCAAAGGUGGAACUGAAGGACUGGGGGCAGCUGGCUCUCAGCCUGCCACCUCUGCACUGCCUGUCUUUAAAGAACCCCACCCCACCCCAUGAUGGUCCCCUCUGUUCCCCUUGUAUUUCAGUGACUGUGAAUUGAGGUUAGGAAGGCACACCUGCCCUUCUGUGUGCUCUCUCCAUCUGCUUUGGAAACACACGAAGGACGACAGAUACUGUGAAUUCAGCCCUCACGGCCAACUGUGAAGGGGAUGGAGAAGGCUGGGAGGGCUCGGGGAGAGCUUUUAGGGGCUGCGGAAGUCCCCACUGGGGUCUAAGAGUGGAGCCCAAGCUUUGGCCCUCCAGGCGUCCCCAGUUUCCAGCCUCACCUCUGAAGCCCUGCUGCCUUUAACCACCAGAGCCGCAGCCCCCUGGGUUUCUGUCUAACUCGAAGUCUUGAAUCCUAGCUAGUUUGGGGUUGUGACCAGUGUGUAGCAAAGUUGAUCUCUCCAUGUCACCAAAUCAAAACACCCUCUGUCAUCCUACGGCAUUUCCUCUUGAGGUCACAGAGAGGAAUGGCAAGCCCUGGAAACCUGUGUUAUUCUGUGUUGAUUUGGUGUGGGGGGAGGGUGGAGAUGUAAAUGUGAAGCCAGUUGGAGUUUGUGCUAUGCAGCAGUGUUAGCCAGGAUCUCAUCAGCGUGCAAACCUAGCAUCUUCUGUGGCCACAAGCCACACACUUGCUUUUUUUGAAUGUGAUGUAAAAUUUGUACAGUAAAGUUUUUAUAUUUUCUAUCAACUGCAUUUGUCUUCCAGACAUGCUAUUAAUUUAAAUUAAAAUGGUUAGUAUUAACAAAUAUGCUGUAUCGGGUUUUUUUGCCACUGGCAAGAACAUGCCCUCUGUGCUAAGCCAGGCCUGGGUGUCUGGAGUUUGUGAAUAAAGUUAUACCAAGGUG
Molecule: messenger RNA, 7442 nt
Organism: Symphalangus syndactylus (siamang)
Lineage: Eukaryota; Metazoa; Chordata; Mammalia; Primates; Hylobatidae
Gene: KSR1
Product: kinase suppressor of ras 1
Biological process (GO): protein phosphorylation; Ras protein signal transduction
Cellular component (GO): membrane; endoplasmic reticulum; cytoplasm
Molecular function (GO): ATP binding; protein kinase activity
Source: RefSeq, a predicted model, not a curated record